This is a messenger RNA of Tachysurus fulvidraco (yellow catfish), 2910 nucleotides long. It is a transcript of the gene mindy4, whose product is annotated as MINDY lysine 48 deubiquitinase 4. The record is from RefSeq and is a predicted model, not a curated record. Bases 205 to 2181 code for a protein of 658 amino acids. Gene Ontology annotation, biological process: protein K48-linked deubiquitination. The transcript is spliced from 18 exons. NCBI's taxonomy places the organism in Eukaryota, Metazoa, Chordata, Actinopteri, Siluriformes, Bagridae. Gene Ontology annotation, molecular function: cysteine-type deubiquitinase activity; K48-linked deubiquitinase activity.
GCCAAUCAUAUAAAAAGUUUUUGGAAACACGAUUCACACAGCGUGUUAGCUCGAGCGCGCUUAGAAGGUUACCAUGGAUACCGCCAGGCCCAGCUAACGUAGUUUGGCUAACAGGCUAAUUUACAGGCUAGUGUUUUAACAGGUUAGCACGCUAAGCUAGCAGGUUAGCACGCUAAGCUAACUACAGGGUCUGUGUUUGUCAUCAUGGGGAGAGAUGUGGAGGAGGUCGCGGCUGCUGUGGUGCGGGAAUAUCUCAGCAGAAAGGGUCUGAAGAAAACCAUCACCUGCAUGGACGAAGAGCUUCCACGGACACUGUCGAGCAUAAACAACCGCUCCGAGCUGUGCAGAGUGCUCCACUUAGAGAGCCUGUAUAAGAAGAAUAAGUGCGAAGAACGGCCGCUGAAAACGAUGCUGGAGAUCAUGACGAAGGAGCGAAUGAAGAAGAGCGGAGACACCAAAAGACAUCCUGUGGAGGUGGAUCAGUGCGUGGAGCAGAACUCGAGAAAUCCCGAUUCUGCUGACGAUGAAGCACACGCGUUUGAGACAAAGUUAUCUGAGACGGGCUCCAUGUCCCAGCUCAGCUCCUCCACCUCAUCUCCACCUGCCACAGAAGCAAACCUGAACAUGGCGUCACAUUCAGCAGGCAAGGGCUCGGGGAAGACGGGUGGAGGUGGGGACGGCCAGGCGAGCAGGGGCAGCAGGAUGAGGAGGGGCAUCAUGCCAGGUCCUAUUGUUGCCUCCACUCAGGAAAACCCCAGGAGACGUCCUGCCAGAAUGACCCCAGCGUCUCCGAAACUUCUACUCAGGAAAGAAGACGAGAAUUCAGCCAAACCGAGCCCGAGGAGACGGAGCAUCAGCACAGACGCUUCACAAAUAAAAUCUGACGAGUUAAACUCCCUCGAGCGUAAAAACACAACGAACAUCAGACAGAGCGACGGAACGGACAGAGCCCCUAGACUCAGAGAUCGCAAACGUGAACCAGUGCCUAGUCCAAGACAGGACGCUCUUCAUAUGACCCAACUGGUUCUGGAUGAUGUAGACGAUCAGGAAGCGUCGUCCGGACCGCCUUUGCUUCUGAAUAAUAACGUCUUACGUCAUCCCGAUUGGAAUAAACGUCCCAUGGACCAGAAAACCGCCACCGCGCUGAAGGAGAUGAUCUUCGGCACUCCCGCCGCCUGCUUCAGCGACGAGUGGAGAUGUCAGAGCUUCACCUUUUCCAGCAGACCUGCCCUGAGAUACGGCAUCGUUCAGAAGAAGGGCGGUCCGUGCGGAGUGCUCGCCGCCGUUCAGGCCGCCGUUCUCCAGAAUCUUCUGUUUGAAGGCAUCAGCAGUGACGCACUUUCUGAGAGACUGUCCGACGCCGUGAGGACAAAGUGCCUGACUGACACCAUGGCUGGAAUCCUGUGGAGAGCCGCAGACAGGAAGAACGUCACCGUCGCCAUAAACUCAGGGAGGACUCAGUUCAUCCCCACAGGAUACUACAGAUCUGACGGCGUUCUGGAGAUGAUCACCUGCGUGGACGUUCAAAGCUUUGAGGACUUAAAGCUCCUGAUCGAACAGCACAUUCAUCAGUUCGAGUCGGGUCCAUUCGGCUGCGUCUUGCUCAUUGUCUCCGCCGUCCUGUCCAGAACGAUUCCGAUGGUGAGAGGGGACAUGGACGUUCCUACUUCCACUCUGAUUGGCGCGCACGGCUACUGCACGCAGGAGUUGGUGAACCUGCUGCUUUGUGGACGCGCCGUCUCGAACGUCUUCGAUAACGAGAUGAAGCUCGACUCUGGAAACGGACAUUUCACCCUGCUGAAGGGGAUCAGAGAGCGAAGCGACAUCGGAUUGCUGUCUUUGUACGAACAUUACAACAUAUGUAAGGUCGGUUCUUACCUGAAGAACCCAAGGUUUCCGAUCUGGGUGGUGUGCAGCGAGAGUCACUUCAGCGUCCUCUUCUCUCUGUGUGAAGAUCUGACGUCCAGCUGUUGGAGCCCACGAGAGUUUGACCUGUAUUACUACGACGGCCUGGCCAACCAGCAAGAGCCCAUCAGAUUAACCGUGUAUCCAGACUCUGCUCUAAAGGCGCCGGACGCCGAGGACGCGGAUUCUGACCUCACACCUCCGCUGGAGCUCUGCAUCAGGACCAGAUGGACAGACGCAGCCGUGAGUUGGAAUGAAAGCGAGCCCAUCCUUUGAUUAGGGGAUUGAUCAGAUCGACCGUCUCGGUUCCUCACUCACUUCUUUUCAUCGUCUGUAACGUCGCUGCUACACGAGCGCACGCUCAGGAUCCCGUUCCUAUUUGUUCCUUAUUUAUCAGAACGGUUUUCCGUCUUUUCCGCCCGGGAGCAGAAUUCCUCGGUGUUGUUGCUGUUCUCCGACAGCAGAGGGCGUGGUCACGACUAAUCCCUCUGAGCUGAUGUGUUAUCGAAGUGCUCUUAUGUUCUAUCACUCAUGGUUAAUAAAGUGCUGUUGUAGAAUCAGUGUGAAGGUGAAGUGGAUUCUCUCUAUCCAUCCUGAAACACUGAUUCUUUUCCUCUAACAGCACAUUUUUGGUUUGUUUUGGGGUUUUUUCUGUUAUUCCCGUUCCAGUCGAUUUCUGCAGUGCGUUUGCUUUUAUAUAAGUUUUGACUUCAUGAUCUGUUUAUUUUUUUUUUCAUUUUCGCAUGUUUUAUUUAAUCCUAAUGGAUUGUUAGGAUAUAUUUAAUGAUAUUUAACUGAAUUGUAUAAUACAAUUAUAUAUAAUAUAUAAUUAUAUAAUUGUUUUUCUUUCCACUUUUAUGACCUAGAUUUAACUUUUGAACUUUUUGCCUUUAAAUCGGUGUUGUUUGAUCCGAGACGGAUUAAAUCUAAAGUCGGAUUAAAUCUGCCGUAUCCUCUGUUAAACCUCCUGCAGCAUCAGUGGAAAUUAAAAGUUUACACACCCCA